AUGGCUGGAUUGUUUAGUCGUGACAGAAAGAAGGGCAAAAAUCAUCAUCGUAAAAAGAAGAAAAACAGAAAGCAUCAUCGAAAGAACAGACAACGCAAGAAUAAACAAAACAAAGGUGAUCAUAACAAGGACAAAAAUCGCAAAGAUGAUGACAAUCAAAAGAACAACAAAAAGAAACAGGGAAAACAACGUCAUCCUGCUAGCACGGAUUAUGAUGUUCAUGGUGUGUUGAAUGCAGUCUUUCCCAGCGCCCAAUGCUCAAACCCAAAAGCUACUGCAUUGAGACCAAAUGGUUGCAUCAGCUUCCUCAACUGCGGUAUUCAUUCCAAGAGCGGAUGGAAUCCACCACCGGUCAAGUUGAAAGAUUUAAAGAUCUUGUCAGGGCAAGCGGCUGCGCAAAAGCCAGUCUUUGCUCCAUGCAAGAAGUAUUUGAGCAUCUUCAAUUCUAUCGAACAAGAAACUGGUGUUCCUACAACUGUUUUGAUGUCCUUUGCCAUGCAGGAAUCGUCGUGCAAUAAAGGAUGCACUGGUCCGAAUGGAGAAAUCGGACUGAUGCAACUUACAAAAGAAAAUUGUAGGGAAAUGGGUGUAAACCCUGGAGAUGCAUGGGAUCCAGAAACCAAUAUCAGGCUUGGAGCGAAGCAAUUCAAGCAGUAUCUCGACCAAAAUAACGGAAAUGUCAUCAUUGCCAUCGGCAUGUACAAUGGAUGGUAUAAAGGUCUCACAGAAUCCAAAGCUCGAAACAAACAGUACGGCUGUGGGGCCCAGAACAACCUUGAUUACCUUGAUCAAACACUAAACGCUUGGUGGCAAGGCAAAGAUGGUUAUACGAAGGAUUUCCAAACGUACAACAAUCUCGCGGAAUGUGGUAAUAUGGAGUAA
Messenger RNA from Meira miltonrushii, 882 nucleotides. Its product is annotated as lysozyme-like protein. NCBI's taxonomy places the organism in Eukaryota, Fungi, Basidiomycota, Exobasidiomycetes, Exobasidiales, Brachybasidiaceae. Bases 1 to 882 code for a protein of 293 amino acids. The record is from RefSeq and is a predicted model, not a curated record. The transcript has a single exon.